UACCAGGAAGCACUUCAAAACCUAUCAAGUGCAUUCUUGUGUUUGAAGUUUCAUAGUUGACACUGCUUUAUUGCCUUUUUUUGGCUCUUUGAAAGGCAUUGGAUCAUGCACUUUGGAGUGUUUGCUAAACCUUGAAUGCAUUUUCUCAAAGCUCACAUGUGGUUUAAUCCUUCUGGGUGCUUGAUAUUUUUGUGUUUCUUCUUCAAUCAAUCCCACUUGUUUUGAGUCUUCACACCAUCUUCACUAGAAGUUGAGGAAAACCAACAUCAUGUAAUUGAUUUGGUCAUUUAGAGUUGGCUAUAUAUUCUUGACCCUUUUGAGUGCUUUUAGUCCUUGAGUCUAAUAGAGAAGGAAGAAUACACACUGCCUGAAUUCUUCAACGGUAGGACCAUGGAGGAGACAUUUGUACCCUUUCAGGGAAUCAAGAAUGACCUUAGAGGAAGAUUAAUGUGUUACAGACAAGAUUGGACUGGUGGCUUUAGAGCAGGCUUCAGGAUUUUGGCUCCCACCACAUAUAUCUUUUUUGCUUCAGCAAUACCGGUCAUCUCAUUUGGUGAACAACUGGAGCGAGAUACGGAAGGAACUCUGACAGCAGUUCAAACCUUGGCAUCCACUGCCCUUUGUGGGGUUAUACACUCAAUCAUUGGAGGUCAACCCUUGUUGAUUUUAGGUGUUGCAGAACCCACUGUGAUUAUGUAUACUUUCUUGUUUAGUUUUGCCAAAGGGAGACCAGACUUGGGUCGAAAUCUGUUUGUAGCAUGGGCUGGAUGGGUGUGUGUCUGGACAGCAUUCCUGCUGUUUUUACUUGCUAUCUUGGGAGCUUGCUCCAUUAUCAAUAGGUUUACCCGUGUAGCAGGAGAAUUAUUUGGUCUGCUAAUAGCAAUGCUCUUCAUGCAGCAAGCUAUAAAAGGGCUUGUAGAUGAAUUUCGCAUCCCAAAGAGAGAAAAUCCAAAUUUAACUGAGUUCAUACCUUCAUGGAGAUUCGCAAAUGGCAUGUUUGCUUUGGUUCUGUCAUUUGGCCUUCUGCUAACAGCAUUAAAGAGCAGGAAGGCAAGGUCAUGGCGGUAUGGUUCUGGUUGGCUUCGAAGCCUAAUAGCAGAUUAUGGUGUACCACUCAUGGUUGUAGUCUGGACAGCUGUUUCUUACAUACCAUCCAGCAGUGUUCCGAAAGGGAUCCCACGGCGACUCUUCAGCCCAAAUCCAUGGUCACCUGGUGCAUAUGAGAAUUGGACAGUCAUUAAGGAUAUGAUGGAUGUUCCUGUUCUCUACAUAAUUGGAGCUUUCAUUCCUGCAACAAUGAUUGCAGUGCUUUACUAUUUUGACCAUAGUGUAGCCUCUCAACUAGCUCAACAGAAGGAGUUCAAUUUGAGAAAGCCAUCUUCUUACCAUUAUGACCUACUUCUUUUGGGGUUUUUGACUUUAAUAUGUGGUCUUCUUGGAAUCCCCCCAGCCAAUGGAGUUAUACCUCAAUCUCCAAUGCAUACAAAGAGUUUGGCUACUCUCAAACACCAGUUGCUUCGCAACAGACUUGUUGCAACAGCCCGCAAAAGUAUCAGAAAAAAUGCUAGCUUGGGACAGCUGUAUGGGAAUAUGCAAGAAGCCUAUCAUCAAAUGCAGACCCCUUUGGUUUACCAGGAGCCCUCAGCUGGGGGACUGAAGGAAUUAAAAGAAUCAACCAUUCAAGCAGCUACGAGUAUGGGAAAUAUGGAUGCUCCAGUAGAUGAGACACUGUUUGAUGUUGAGAAGGAAAUUGAUGAUUUGUUGCCUGUUGAGGUAAAGGAGCAGCGUGUCAGUAACAUUCUUCAGUCUUUAAUGGUGGGAGGAUGUGUUGCAGCCAUGCCCUUCCUCAAAAAGAUCCCUACCUCAGUUCUUUGGGGCUACUUUGCAUUCAUGGCCAUCGAAAGUUUACCUGGGAAUCAAUUCUGGGAAAGAAUCUUAUUGCUCUUCACUGCACCUAGCAGAAGAUACAAAGUCCUUGAGGAAUACCAUGCCACUUUUGUGGAAACAGUGCCUUUCAAGUCAAUUGCAAUGUUCACCAUUUUCCAAACAACUUAUUUGCUUAUAUGCUUUGGACUUACAUGGGUUCCAAUUGCUGGACUUAUGUUUCCUUUGAUGAUCAUGCUUUUGGUUCCUGUAAGACAGUACUUUCUGCCCAAGUUUUUCAAAGGGGCUCAUCUUCAAGACUUGGAUGCUGCAGAGUAUGAAGAGGCACCAGCUUUACCAUUUAACCUUGCAUCGGAGGCAGAGUUGGGUGCCAGAGCUUCUGCGCAUGCAGAUGAAGGAGAGAUUUUAGAUGAAGUUAUCACAAGAAGCCGUGGAGAGUUCAGGCAUGUGAGUAGUCCUAAGAUCACAAGCACCACUGCAACACCAGCAAAUGACCCUAAAAGCCUUCAGAGCCCACGCCGAUCAUACAGUCCACGUGUCAGUGAACUGAAAGGGGUGCCUAGUCCCCGGUCAAGUGGUAGAGGACAACACAGUCCAAGGACUGGAGAAGUGAGAUCAUCUCCUUUAGGAAAGAGUCCUAUUGACACAGUAUAAGAAUAGGGGGAAGAGUGAUUUAUUUAUCCUUCUGUAAGAUGUUUUCAAUUGCUUGGUUUCCCUAUUGCCUUUCUGCUGUGUUGUUUUGUUCUUGACAUUGUAAAGUCUUCCUUUCUUUCUGCUCCCCUACUUCAAGAGGAGAUAUAUAACCAUAGAAUUGUGUCACUUCCUUGUAAUCGAUAUACUAGGGAAAUGUGUUGUUGUAUGAGUGUUUUUUUUUUUAAAUU
This is a messenger RNA of Corylus avellana, 2765 nucleotides long. RefSeq names its product boron transporter 1. Lineage: Eukaryota; Viridiplantae; Streptophyta; Magnoliopsida; Fagales; Betulaceae. Gene Ontology annotation, cellular component: plasma membrane. Gene Ontology annotation, biological process: monoatomic anion transport; monoatomic ion homeostasis; transmembrane transport. Gene Ontology annotation, molecular function: solute:inorganic anion antiporter activity. The record is from RefSeq and is a predicted model, not a curated record.